GCUUUAGCCCAAUCACAUUACAGCAAAACCCGAAGGAAAGGACAUUCUCCGAAGUGGUUUCGGAACGGCUCAAGGGCAGAGCUCUCCUCUAAGCCGGUACGAAGCAACCCCAGACCACGUUCAUGUCAGGCAACAUUUUGACUGAACCGCGGGGCAGAGCAGGGAUGUUGAAGCAGUACUGUACUACGGAGAAAGGAGCUGUUACAAUAUCAUCAGCGGACGUUACAGUACUACUUCAACGCGCCCUUGAUCACUGGACCGAUGAAUUGUCCCUUGAUAGACUACCAACUGCUUCAACGGAUCUUGCUACUGGUUCUGUCAUGGCCCGCAACCCUCUGCUUCCACAGCUCUCUGGACUCCCCGCCAACGUGGAUGGAUCUGACAGUUUCUGCAAAUCACAACAGCCGGCAGAAACAAGGUCCAGACAUGCCGCCACCACAGGCUCCAAGCUCUCCCCACAUCCGAGCCACCAGUGGCCAAUGGUGGGGUUGCAGGGGACUUUAUGGGCCUUCGUGGAGGGGAUCUGCGCCAAAGAGGACAAGCUUAAGAACACGAAAUUCAACGUGAACAGAAUUGUCAAAGCUCUGUAUAGUAGAUAAGCAUACCUAAAGGUAUGUCAAAGCUUGAUUUAUGAGUCAAGCAGCUCGAUUGGCAGAGCGAGAGCUUCUGUUGCAACUGGAUGACAUGAAUAGCCUCAAAUCACCAGUAUAAAGAUUCAUACCUCUGAAUUGGGUGUCUCUCAAAACCGUCGAUAGCCCUGACAAAUCAAUCUGGGCUAUCAAUGAUGAAUGCACAACCCCCGGAGCCGACACCAGGUACAAGUACACGCACUUGCAGUCCCUAGGUGGUAAUGUGCCGCAAUAUGACAGGGUCUCAUUGGGACAUCAAACUUGAUCCGCACAUCAGUCUCCAGAGCUUGGACGGUUUCAUCCUUGAGCGACAACUAACCAUUCGGUGUGAUUUGCUAAUAAUGCCGUAUGUAGUAAAAAGACUAUAAUGCUAAUAAUAAUCAAUAAUUUAUCUUAC
Molecule: messenger RNA, 1026 nt
Organism: Fusarium redolens
Lineage: Eukaryota; Fungi; Ascomycota; Sordariomycetes; Hypocreales; Nectriaceae
Exons: 1
Coding region: 123-599 (158 amino acids)
Source: RefSeq, a predicted model, not a curated record